CAAUCGAUGGUGAUAUUCAUAGGUGAUAUUCGAGAAAGAGCUACUACAUAAACAAAGCAAAUUUUUUAUUUUUGGACAUUUGGCAAUUGGCUAUUGUGUUUAUCUGUUUGACAUAUUAUUGAUGGUCAAAUUAUUAUGUUUUAUAUUAAUUAAACAAGAAAACAAGUAAUUAUGUACAAGUCAUAGUGAACGGUAUAGCAAAUAUUUAUCCGUGCGUAAUAAUGUAGGCAUGAAAUUAAACGAAAUAAUGAACUAGAAAAUUUGGAAGUUGUGAUGGCUACUAGUAGUGUCAGUACAUAUGAAAAUAGUGUAGUAACAAAAGAUUUUCAUCUGUCCUCAUCUUCAGAUACUGGCCAUCGUUUAACUCCUAAUACACAAAAAUGUCCAUUGUGUGGAAAAUUGAAAUUAAUUUUUUAUUGCAAAGAAUGUGUUCAUAGCGGGUUAUUUUCUAAAUCUAAACUACCUGCAAAAGAAGAAUAUACAGAUAAAUACAAAGUACUUUUUGAAUUGAUGAGUGUUCGGAAAAAAAUAGAACAAAACUGUCUAAAAGUUCUGAAUAGCAAACUAGAAACUGACGUCUUGUAUUCAAAAAUUCGUCGUUCGAAAGAUAGAAAUAGGAUUCUUAUGAAAGUCGUAGAAGAAAAAAAGCAGAUUAUAUCAGUCAACAAUCUCAAGCUGAAGGAUAUUAAAGAUAGAAAUGAAAAACGUGAUAGAAGUUUGCCCAGGUAUGAGCAAAAAGUACAGGAAUUGGAAAAUUAUGCAGCAGGCUGUAAGGACGAAGUUGAAAAGUGGUACGGAAUUUCAAACGAGAAACAAAAUCGUAUCAGGAAACUAGUUAAACUUAGAAUUCAGCAACUUUUUAAAUAUAUUUUUCCAAUUGUGGAAGUUAAACCCCUGCUUGAGGUAGAACCAGGUGAUGAUAUGGUUUGCGCUUUAGCAGAAGCAUCACAAACUACAUACAUCAGAGAUCGGUGGGAAUAUACAGAUUAUUCUGGGGAAAAACAAUAUUGUAUCGUAGCACCUACUCUUCCCAGUUCUGGAAAUUAUUCUGCUUACAGUAUCUGGGUUUCACAAGGUCAAGACGCUGCUCUCGGUUCUAAUACAACUCAUACUGUGGAUCACGCUCCCGCUUUGACUAUCAGCGCCGCCCUAACAUACACUGCUCAAUUAGUUGACAUCCUAUCAUUUUAUUUAAACGUGAGACUUCCACACAAGAUGUUUUACAGUGAUUUCUGCAGUAACAACAUGGGAGAGCAGCAAUUCAUAAGAAGGAUAGCGAGAUUGAAUGCUAAUAUUUUGUACAUGUGCUUUUCCCAGAACGUCAAUCCUCAUUCCUUAAACGCGUACGAAACCAUUCACAAUAUGUUGAGAUUAAUUCAGGAUGAAAACGCAGAUCUGGGAAGGCAGGGGGCUCUGGAAAUUGCUCCCGAAGACGUGGAUGCUUUGGAAGAACCAUUAAUAAACGAUCUUAAGAAAAGCGAUGUGUCAUUUUCGGAGGAAAGUGACUCUUUUCCGAUAGAGUGGGAGGCGGUACCCCAUAUUCCCGAAAUUGCAGCAGAGCCAACCAAUGUCCAAUCACCACAAAUGACGGCUACUCAGCAAGCCAGUAGCAUGACUGGUGGAUUAGUCAACAGCGCAGCAGCGAGCAUAGCUUCCUUUUGGCGUGGCUUUACUGGCGGCCGGUAGUCUAGUGCGAUUUUAGAUUUUCACUUAUAUUCAUUAAAAACUAUUUUUUGAAAAUAAAGUUUUGUAAAGCUCUUUUUGUAAA
Anoplophora glabripennis (Asian longhorned beetle) is the source of this 1768-nucleotide messenger RNA. RefSeq names its product beclin 1-associated autophagy-related key regulator (gene Atg14). The record is from RefSeq and is a predicted model, not a curated record. Gene Ontology annotation, cellular component: extrinsic component of omegasome membrane; mitochondria-associated endoplasmic reticulum membrane contact site; extrinsic component of phagophore assembly site membrane. NCBI's taxonomy places the organism in Eukaryota, Metazoa, Arthropoda, Insecta, Coleoptera, Cerambycidae. The transcript is spliced from 8 exons. Gene Ontology annotation, biological process: autophagosome assembly; mitophagy; cellular response to starvation. The coding region runs from base 274 to 1686 and encodes 470 amino acids.